Molecule: messenger RNA, 629 nt
Organism: Malaya genurostris
Lineage: Eukaryota; Metazoa; Arthropoda; Insecta; Diptera; Culicidae
Exons: 4
Coding region: 24-545 (173 amino acids)
Molecular function (GO): oxygen binding; heme binding
Source: RefSeq, a predicted model, not a curated record
ACAAAACCUAACACCUUACGUCAAUGUCUGAUGAUAUCAAUCAAACUUUCGACUAUGGCCUACCGGAUGAAACUGGCCUUACGAAAUCGCAGAAAGUCGCCCUGAUUGGAGCUUGGAGUAUAAUAAAAAAGGACAUUUUAGUGCAUGGAAGAAACAUAUUCGUACGGUUUUUCGAGGAAUACCCGAAUUACUUGCAUUAUUUUGAUUUCUCUCAAGACUCGGAGGCAACCGAAAUGAUUGACAAUAAAUCGUUGCAUGCCCAUUCCCUGAAUGUGAUGCUAUUUUUUGGGAUACUCAUCGAUUAUGGUCUGGAGAAUCCUGUGAUGUUCAAAUGCAGUCUCCAGAAAAUUAUCAGAAAUCAUAAAAGACGAGGUAUCACAACGACGGAUGUUGAGGUCCUUUGUGAAGUCGUUAAAAAAUACUGCCUUCAGACCCUGGAGCAUCAUCGGUCGAAAACGCUGGAUGAAGCACUUAACAUAUUUUUGCAGAACAUAGCAUUAUCUUUCGAUACACCAUCAGAACCGAAGGGAGUUGUAAUUGUUUGAUAAUUAGAGAACGUAACUGUUUCAAAUCAUUCCUCAUGUCUACCAUUUGCAAACCUUCAUUAGUGUCUGAAACACAAUAAAUAA